ACUUUUCUUCACCACCUCAUUCGUUACUGUUCUCCUUUUCCUCCAUACCCUUGUUUCUCCUCCUUUCCUUCACUACCUCCUUCUUGCCUUUCUCUUCUAUCCUCUUCUUCUACUUGACCCUUAAUUUCAUGACUUACCUCCUUGUUUGCUUAUUUCCUUCUUUGCUUCCCUACUUCUUCUAGCCUUUAAUUUCUCUCAUUUACUACAUCCUUUUAACCUACCUCCCUCUUUCAUUACAGACCCCUUGCUCUUAUUCUUAAAUACCUUCUCCUUUAUACCUCCUUCUUUCCUAUUUUAUCCUUCCUACUGUCCUAUCUAGUUUUUUUUCUUCUCUUUAAUUCACAAUUUCCUUCCCUCCCUCCUUUCCUACAUUUCCAUACUCCCUCCAUUAUUUUUGUUUUCCUGUCCUUCCUUUCCUCCUCCUCCUUUUCUACUUUCUCUUCGACUUGCCCCAAACGGUUAUUUUUAACUUUAUUGAUAACGAUGUAACGCAUUACAUGGCCACGUGGUGUCGCUGUGUCGCUGUACUUAAAAAUACUUCCACUCCUUCCUCUCCUUAUGAGGAGAAAAGGGCGGGGAGACAACUUGUAGAUGAAAGUUCACAGUAAAUUUGAACCCUCUGCGGUUGUGUGUCUCUGUCUGUGUCUGGCAGGUCAACAAGUAUCCCGGUGACAGCAGCAGCUGUUCAACCAGAGUAAGUGUCCACAGCUCAGAGAAACACAGAAACGAGAUGGGGAGCUCCUGAAAAGUUCGUUUUUUCGUCUCUUAAAACACAAAACCUGAGGACGACAAACUUCAAACUUGUCCUCGAGCUGAGAGAGGUGAUGUCUCCGCUGCAGUUCUCCGUCUACUGGCGUCUCUCUCUCGUCUUCGUCUUCACCUCUUUUCUCUUCUUCCUCGACAUAUUCACGGCCGCCAUCACCGCCACCUGUCGCCGUGACAACGGCACCGACUCGGACACGUCGCGUGGAAUGUUGCCGUCUGCCGCGGAGAGCAACCAAUCACAGCCCGGGGAAGGCUCGGAGGGCGAAGCCGAUUGGAGCACCGAGAGCGGGAACCGAGACUCAGUGUGUGGUUGGACAGACUGGUUGUCCUAUGGUCAGACUCUCUUCAUGGUUGGUCUGCUGCUGGGAUCUCUGAUUGGAGGAGCAAUCUCUGACCGGUAUGGGAAGCGUCCGGUGCUGCUGGUGUGUGUGUGCGUGCACGCUUUGUGUGGCCUCGUGCCCGCCGUGCUUCCUCAGCCGCUCCUCUUCCUCGCUGUUCGCUGCCUGACAGGCGUUUGCUGCUGCUGCAUCAACAUCUGCUCCUUCAGCCUAGCAGUGGAGUGGACUCAGCCGUCCGCUCGGCUCUGGCCGCCGGCCUUCCUGCCGUUCUGUUUCAGUCUGGGGACGAUGGCUGGAGCUCCUCUGGCCUGGCUCAGCCCCACCUGGAGACACCUGCACCUGUCGCUGGCUCUGCCACAGCUGGUCUGUCUGCCGCUGUUCCUUUCGAUCCCAGAGUCUCCUCGCUGGUUGUUGUUAAGGAGGAGGAUGGAUGUUUUGGACCGUUACCGUAGCAACAGCCCUGCAGAUAAACAGUGUCUGGACCUGCUGUUGGACUCCACCUGGUCUGACCUGCAGAAAUCCACCGAUGUUCAGAAGGAAGAACCGCCUGGAGGCCACGCCCCCAGUGACAUCAUUCACUUGAGACAUCCGACCGUCCUGCUGCGACUGUUUAUCAUGAGCUACCUGAGCACAGCAUCAGCGUUAACAUACUUUGGCAUCUGUAUGAACAUCGGCUCGUUCGGCGUCGGCGUCUACUCCGCACAGUUCUUCUCCGGCCUAUCAGAAGCUCCCUGCCUGCUCGUCCCACUGGUUCGUCUGGGGCGACGACCAAUCAGCAUGCUCGCUCUGUUCCUGAGCGGAGCUGCCUGCUUCUUGUCGUUACUGCUGUCCAGAUACCACGGUGAGCCAGUGCUGGUGAUGAGUCUGGCUCUACUGGGAAAACUCUGCAUCCUGGCUGCAAUCUUCAUCUCUACACUGUACAGCAUCGAGCUGUUCCCCACGGUGGUCAGACAGCGGUGUGUCUCCCUGGUCAACCUGUGUUUCCGUCUCGGCUGUCUGGUCAACACUCUCGUUCCCCCCAAUCCAAACGGAGCGAUCUCAUUUGCUGCCAUGGUCGUGUACAGCAGUGGACCAAUCGUAGGCUGUGGCCUUUGCCUGUUGCUGCCGGAGACCAGCGGCGUGCCGCUUCCCGAUUCGGUGGAGGACUGUGACAGGCAGCCUCGGCCCCGCCCACCCAGCAUGGACGGCUUCUGGAGGACACGGAAGCUGGUGAGCAGCCAAACCAGGAAAACAGAGAUCCUCCCUGCUGAGAAAGACGACACACACACACCGAACACACACACAGGACUGAUAUGCACACACACAGUCUGAGUCUUAGUUUGUUUUGACUGUAAUGAUCAAAUAAAAUUUUUGUUUGUAUUUAGUUCUGGUUUAAAUUAAAGACCAAAAAUACAGAGGGAGCAUCAAAGUGUUUGUGUUUAUGUUUUGUUGGAGAGAAGAAGGUGAAGCCACGUUUAUACUUCACACAGCAUAAACAUGUUGCAUAUGAGAUGUCAGAUUUAUUUUCCCCUUCAGAUGAUGCUGGAGGAUUUUUAAGACUUGAAAGAAGUCACGUGUUUUAUUCUUAUGUUGUAUUUUUGUUAUCACUUUGUUCUGUUUUCAUCACUGUGGAAAUAAACUGAGCUGAAAUGCA
Messenger RNA from Seriola aureovittata, 2736 nucleotides. RefSeq names its product solute carrier family 22 member 13. Gene Ontology annotation, biological process: transmembrane transport. The transcript has 10 exons. Gene Ontology annotation, molecular function: transmembrane transporter activity. NCBI's taxonomy places the organism in Eukaryota, Metazoa, Chordata, Actinopteri, Carangiformes, Carangidae. The record is from RefSeq and is a predicted model, not a curated record. Bases 825 to 2414 code for a protein of 529 amino acids.